Messenger RNA from Sorex araneus (European shrew), 9036 nucleotides. It is a transcript of the gene COL7A1, whose product is annotated as collagen type VII alpha 1 chain. Gene Ontology annotation, molecular function: protein binding; serine-type endopeptidase inhibitor activity. Bases 1 to 8784 code for a protein of 2927 amino acids. The transcript has 118 exons. The record is from RefSeq and is a predicted model, not a curated record. NCBI's taxonomy places the organism in Eukaryota, Metazoa, Chordata, Mammalia, Eulipotyphla, Soricidae.
AUGAGGCUGCGGCUCCUGGUGGCCGCGCUCUGCGCGGGGAUCCUGGCAGGGGCGCCCAGCGCGCGGGCCCAGCACCCGGACAGAGUGACCUGCACGCGCCUCUACGCCGCGGACAUCGUGUUCCUGCUCGACGGCUCCUCGUCCAUCGGCCGCAGCAACUUCCGCGAAGUGCGCGGCUUCCUGGAGGGGCUGGUGCUGCCCUUCUUAGGGGCGGCCAGCGCUCAGGGGGUGCGCUUCGCCGCAGUGCAGUACAGCGACGACCCACGGACAGAGUUUGGCCUGGAUGCCCUGGGUUCAGGAGUGGACGUGACGCGCGCCAUCAGGGAGCUCAGCUACAAGGGGGGCAACACACGCACAGGGGCUGCCAUUCUGCAUGUGGCUGAGGAGAUUUUCUUGCCCCAGCUGGCCCGCCCUGGUGUUCCCAAGGUCUGCAUCCUUGUCACAGAUGGCAGGUCCCAGGACCUCGUGGACUCUGCCGCCCAGAGGCUCAAGGGACAGGGUGUCAAGCUGUUCGCGGUGGGCAUCAAGAAUGCCGACCCUGAGGAGCUGAAGCGAGUGGCCUCCCAGCCCACCAGCGAUUUCUUCUUCUUCGUCAACGACUUCAGCAUCUUGAGGACGCUCCUGCCCCUCAUUUCCCGGAGAGUGUGUACAACAGCUGGUGGCGUGCCAGUGGCCCUGCCCCCCGAUGGCUCAACCUCUGGUCCCCGAGACCUGGUGCUGUCAGAGCCCGGUGGCCAAUCCCUGCGAGUCCAGUGGACAGCGGCCAGUGGCCCUGUGACGGGCUAUAAGGUCCAGUACACGCCUCUGACUGGACUGGGACAGCCUCUGCCCAGCGAGCGGCGGGAGGUGAGUGUCUCCGCUGAAGAGACUAGUGUGCGGCUGCAGGGCCUUCGGCCGCUGACCGAAUACCAAGUGACUGUCACAGCCCUCUAUGCCAACAGCAUCGGGGAGGCCGUGAGCGGGACAGCUCGGACCACUGCCCUGGAGGGGCCAGAGCUGGCCAUCCAGAACUCCACAGCCCACAGCCUCCUGGUGGCCUGGCGGAGUGUGCCAGGUGCCACCGGCUACCGUGUGACAUGGCGUGCGCUCACUGGUGGGGCCGCACAGCAGCAGGAUCUGGGCCCCGGGCAGUGGUCAGUGUUACUAAGCGGCCUAGAGCCUGGUACGGACUAUGAGGUGACUGUCAGCAUCCUGACUGACCAUACUGAGGGCCCUACCACCUCCCUGACGGCCCGCACCGAUGCUUCUCUGGAGCAGACCCUGCGUGCGGUCAUCCUGGGCCCUACCUCCAUCCUUCUGUCCUGGAACUCAGUGCCCAAGGCCCGCGGCUACCGGCUGGAGUGGCAGCCUGAGAGUGACAUGGAGUCAUCACACAAGGUGCUGCUGUCCUCGGAUGUGACCCACCACCAGUUGGAUGGUCUGCAGCCCAAUACCAAGUAUCACCUCAAGCUCUAUGCUCUGCUGGAGGGGCACGAGGUGGCCACACCUGUCACCGUGGUCCCGACAGGGCCAGAGAUGCCCGUGGGCCCUGUGACAGAUCUACAGGCCACCAAGCUGCCUGGGCGGCGGGUGCAAAUGUCCUGGAGCCCGGUUCCUGGUGCCACUGAGUACCGUGUCACAGUACGCAGCGCCCAGGGGAUCGAGCGGACCCAGGUGCUUUCUGGGAGACAAACAAACCUGGAAUGGGAUGACUCGUGGGCUGGGCCCACCUACACGGUGCGCGUGUCCGCGCGAGUGGGCACCCGAGAAGGCAGUGCUGGCGUCCUCACUGUUCACCGUGAACUGGAAACCCCACUUGCUGUCCCAGGGCUGAGGGUCGUGGCAUCAGACGCAACCAGAGUGAGGGUGGCCUGGGGGUCUGUGCCCGGAGCCAGUGGAUUUCGGGUUACUUGGAGGACAAGUGAUGGUGCUGUGUCCAGCCAGACGCUGUCCUCAGAAUCUACCAGCAUGGACAUUGUGGGGCUACGGCCUGGAACCUCCUACCAGGUGGCUGUGUCGGCACUGCGAGGGAGAGAAGAGGGGUCCCCUGCAGUCAUCACCGCUCGAACUGACCCCCUGGGCCCAGUGAGGACCGUCCAUGUCACUCGCACCAGCAGCUCAUCUGUCACCAUCGCCUGGAACAGGGUUCCGGGUGCCACAGGAUACAGGAUUUCCUGGCACUCAGACCAUGGCCCAGAGAGAUCCCAGUUGGUUUCCGGGGAAGCCACAGUAGCUGAUCUGGAUGGACUGGAGCCAAAUACUGAGUACACAGUGAGCGUGAGGGCUCAUGCGGCUGGUGCUGAUGGGACCCCUGCCUCUGUGGUUGUCAGGACUGACCCUGAUAGGGUGGGCAGUGUGUCCAAGCUCCAGAUUCUCAAUGCUUCCAGCGAUGUUCUUCGAGUCACCUGGGUGGGGGUCACUGGAGCCACCGCCUACAGACUGGCCUGGGGCCAGAGCGAGGGUGGUCCUGUGAGACACAAGAUACUCCCCGGAGACACGGAGUCGGCAGAGAUUCGGGGCCUGGAAGGAGGAGUCAGCUACUCUGUGCGAGUGACGGCGCUUGUUGGGGACCGAGAAGGCGCACCUGUCUCCAUUGUCGUCACCACGCCACCUGAGGCUCCGCCCACCCUGGAGACCCUUCACGUAGUGCAGCGAGGGCCUCACUCGCUGAGGCUGCGCUGGCAACCAGUCCCCGGUGCACUCGGCUUCCGCCUGCGUUGGCGGCCCGAGGGAGGCCGUGAGCAGUCUCGGGUGUUGGGGCCAGAGCUCAGCAGCUAUGAACUGGACGGGUUGGAGCCGGGGACCCGAUACCACCUGCGGCUGAGUGUGCUCGGGCCGGCUGGAGAGGGUCCUUCGUCGGAAGCGACUGCACAUACUGAGUCACCUUGGGCCGCAAGCACUGAACUACAUGUGGUGGAAAGAGCCAUUGACUCCGUGACUCUGACCUGGACCCCAGUGUCUGGGGCAUCCAGCUAUAUCCUGUCCUGGCGUCCCAUGCGAGGCCCCGGCCAAGAACUGCCUGGGGGCUCGCAGACACUCUCGGGGACAACCAGCUCCCAGCGGGUGACUGGGCUCCAGCCCGGUGUCUCCUACAGCUUCUCCCUGACACCCAUCCGCGAGGGUGUGCGGGGUCCCGAGGCCUCUGUCACCCAGAACACAGUGUGUGCCCAGGGCCUGCUGGAUGUGGCGUUCCUGCUGCACACCACCCGUGACAACGCUCACCGCGCCGGGGCUGUGAGGCGAGCCCUGGAGCGUCUGGUGGCUGCCCUGGGGCCUCUUGGGCCACAGGGGGUCCAGGUUGGCCUCCUGUCCUACAACCAUCGUGCUGCACCCCUGUUUCCGCUGAACAGCUCCCGUGACUCUGGGGUCUUACUGCAGAAGAUCCGCAACAUCCCCUACACCGACCCGAGUGGGAGCAGUGUGGGCACGGCUGUGGGCUCAGCUCACAGGUACCUGUUGGCACCAGACGCUCCCGGCCGCCGCCGGCAUGUGCCAGGGGUGAUGGUCCUGUUGGUGGAUGAGCCCUUGCGUGGUGAAAUCUCACACCACAUCAGUGAGGCUCAGGCUGCUGGGCUCCGAGUGGUGAUACUGGGUCUGGCGGGAGCUGACCCGGAGCAGCUGCGCCACAUGGACUCAGUCCAGACCUUCUUUGCUGUGGACGAUGGACCAAGCUUGGACCAGGCAGUCAGUGGCCUGGCAGCUGCCCUGUGUCAGAUAGCCAUGACCACUCAGCCACGGCCAGAACCUUGCUCCGUGCAUUGUCCAAUGGGGCCGAAGGGGGAGCCUGGAAAGAUGGGUCUGAAAGGACAAGCUGGGAUUCCUGGCCCCCCCGGUCCCCCGGGUAGGACAGGUGCUCCUGGGCCCCCGGGGCCCCCUGGAAGUAUCACUGCCAAGGGAGAAAGGGGCUUUCCUGGAGCAGAGGGGCCUCCAGGCCGGCCCGGCCACGCUGGGACACCCGGCUCCCCUGGCCUGCCUGGCCUGAAGGGCUCUCCGGGGCGGCCUGGCCCUCAAGGAGAACCUGGAGAGCGAGGGCCUCGUGGCCCGAAGGGGGAGCCGGGAGAGCCUGGGCAAGUCUCCAGGGUCGACGGCCCAGGGCUCCCUGGACGGAAAGGGGAGCCUGGACCAAUGGGGCCCCCAGGAUCUCGUGGCCCACCGGGGGACCCAGGACCCCGGGGUGCCCCUGGAUUUCCUGGCACAGCCUUGAAGGGUGACAAAGGUGAUCGUGGGGAACGGGGCCCCCCUGGACCUGGUGUUGGUGGGACGGCCACUGGCGAGCCCGGGCUGCCGGGUCUGCCUGGAAGUCCCGGACCCCAAGGCCCAGCUGGCCGCUCUGGAGAGAAAGGAGAAAAGGGCGACUGUGAGGAUGGAGACCCAGGCCUCCCCGGGCAGCCUGGAAGCCCGGGACAGCGGGGCCUGCGGGGACCUCCGGGAGAUGUUGGCCCCAAAGGUGAACAGGGUCCUCCAGGGACAGUGGGUGAGACUGGAGAGAAGGGUGAACGUGGAUCCCCUGGCCCAGUGGGACCCCAGGGGCUGCCAGGAAUGGCUGGACGUCCCGGAGUUGAGGGUCCUGAGGGCCCAGCAGGACCCGCCGGCCGCCGGGGAGAGAAGGGGGAGCCUGGUCGCCCCGGGGAGCCUGCCGCAGUGGGACCCGGUGGUGCAGGAGCCAAGGGAGAGAAGGGAGACAUGGGGAGCACUGGACCCAGAGGAGCUGCUGGAGUCAAAGGGGAGCGGGGCCCACCCGGGCUGGCGCUUCCUGGAGACCCUGGCCCUAAGGGAGAGCCUGGAGACCGGGGUCCCAUUGGCCUCACUGGCAGAACAGGCCCCCCGGGGGACUCAGGCGCUCCUGGAGAGAAGGGAGACCCUGGGCGGCCUGGCGCCCCAGGACCCGUGGGUCCCCGAGGACGAGAUGGUGAAGGUGGAGAGAAGGGUGACGAGGGGCCCCCGGGCGAACCAGGUCUGCCUGGAAAGGCCGGCGAGCGGGGCCUGCGGGGGGCCCCUGGAGCUCGGGGGCCUGUGGGUGAGAAAGGGAACCAGGGAGACCCCGGCGAGGAUGGACGGAACGGCAGUCCUGGACCAUCGGGCCCCAAGGGUGACCGUGGGGAGCCGGGUCCCCCGGGAUCCCCUGGACGGCUGGUGGACUCAGGACCCGGAGCUGGAGAGAAGGGAGAGCCUGGGGACCGUGGACAGGAGGGUCCUCGAGGACCCAAGGGUGACCCCGGCCCUCCUGGUGCCUCUGGGGAGAGGGGUAUUGCUGGGCUUCGGGGGCCCCCUGGCCCCCAGGGGGACCCAGGCGUGCGAGGUCCGACAGGAGAGAAGGGUGAUCGAGGGCCCCCUGGGCUGGAUGGCCGCAGCGGGAUAGAUGGGAAACCAGGAGCCCUCGGCCCCCCUGGGCUGCCUGGUACUACGGGCAAAGCAGGGGACCCAGGGAGAGACGGGCUUCCAGGUCUCCGAGGAGAACACGGGCCCGCCGGGCCCCCGGGAGCUCCGGGAAAGCCGGGCGAGGACGGCAAGCCUGGCCCGAGUGGGAAAAACGGAGAACCUGGUGACCCUGGAGAAGACGGGAGGAAGGGAGAGAAGGGAGACGCAGGUGUCCCCGGGAGAGAAGGUCCCGAAGGCCCCAAGGGCGAGCGUGGAGCUCCCGGGUCCCCGGGCUUCCAGGGCCCCCCGGGUCCUGCAGGGCAGGUUGGCCCCGCUGGCCAGGGGUUUCCUGGCCUUCCUGGGGGCGCAGGUCCCAAGGGUGACCGUGGGGAGACUGGACCCAAAGGAGAACAGGGCCUCCCCGGAGAGCGUGGCCUGAGAGGAGAACCGGGGAGCGUGGCGAAUGUGGAGCGGCUGCUGGAAAACAUUGGCAUCAAGGCCACUGCCCUUCGGGAAAUCAUGGAGACCUGGGAUGGCCGGCGGGGUGGCCCCAAGGGGGAACCCGGUGAGCGGGGCGCCCCAGGCAAGGAGGGGCCCAUCGGCUUCCCCGGAGACCGCGGACUCAAGGGAGAGCGUGGGGACCCUGGCCCUCAGGGCCCACCGGGCUUGGCUCUGGGGGAGAGGGGCCCCCCUGGAUCUCCUGGUCUAGCUGGCGAGCCAGGGAAACCCGGCAUCCCGGGGCUCCCAGGCCAGGCCGGGGCUGUGGGGGAGACAGGAAGACCCGGAGAGCGGGGAGAACGGGGAGAGAAGGGAGACCGAGGAGAAGAGGGCAGAGUCGGCCUCCCGGGCCCCCCUGGCCCCCCAGGUCCCCCUGGACCUAAGGUGGCUGUGGACGAGCCAGGCUCUGGACUCCCCAGAGAGCAAGGGCCCCCUGGAUUCAAGGGUGCGAAGGGGGAGCCUGGCAGUGAAGGCGACCGAGGCCCCAAAGGCGACAGAGGAGUUCCAGGCCUCAAGGGAGACCAGGGAGAGCCCGGACAGAGGGGUCACGCUGGCGCCCCUGGGCUGCCGGGAGAGCGCGGCGUGGCGGGGCCUGAGGGGAAGCCGGGUCUGCAAGGUCCACGGGGGGCACCUGGCCCAGCGGGCAGCCACGGAGACCCUGGACCAGCGGGGGCCCCUGGUCUUGCUGGUCCUGCGGGACCCCAGGGACCUUCUGGUCUGAAGGGGGAGCCUGGAGAGACGGGACCACCAGGAAGGGGCCUGCCUGGGCCUCCUGGAGCUGUGGGGCUGCCCGGCCCACCCGGCCCUUCCGGCCUUGUGGGUCCCCAGGGGUCUCCAGGUUUGCCUGGACAAGUGGGGGAGACGGGGAAGCCAGGAGCCCCAGGUCGUGAUGGCACCGGCGGGAAGGAUGGAGACAGAGGAGCGCCGGGCGUGCCGGGCUCACCGGGUCUGCCCGGCCCCGUCGGACCUAAAGGAGAACCUGGACCCAUGGGGGCCCCUGGACAGACUGUGGUUGGGCCCCCUGGAGUAAAGGGGGAGAAGGGAGCCCCUGGAGAUUUUGCUGGACACCUGCUGGGAGAGCCGGGAGCCAAAGGGGACCGCGGCCUGCCGGGGCCACGUGGCGAGAAGGGUGAAGCCGGCCGUGCAGGGGAGCCUGGAGACCCUGGGGAAGAUGGUCAGAAAGGUGCUCCAGGACUCAAGGGGUACAAGGGUGACCCAGGAGUCGGGCUUCAGGGCCCCCCGGGGCCGAUCGGUUCACCUGGUCUGAAGGGAGACUCAGGCCCCGCCGGGCCCCCGGGGCCUCCUGGUGCUGUGGGGUUCCCUGGUCAGACAGGCCCUCGAGGAGAGACGGGCCAACCGGGCCCCAGCGGAGAACGGGGGCUGGCAGGUCUUCCGGGGAGAGAAGGACCUCCAGGUGCCUUGGGUCCCCCAGGGCCCCCAGGGCCAGCGGGAGCUGCUGGGGCCUCUGGACUCAAAGGAGACAGGGGAGACCCCGGCGUGGGCCUGCCUGGGCCCCGAGGCGAGCGCGGGGAGCCAGGUGUCCGGGGUGAAGAUGGCCGGCCUGGCCAGGAGGGAGUCCGAGGACUUAUGGGGCUCCCAGGUGUCCGGGGGGAACGCGGGGAGAAGGGUGACGCUGGAGCUGUGGGACUAAAGGGUGACAAGGGGGACUCGGCUGUGACCGUGGGGCCGCCAGGAUUCCCGGGUGCCAAGGGGGAUAUGGGCGAACGCGGGCCUCGGGGCGCAGAUGGUGACAAAGGGCCCCGAGGAGAGAGUGGGGACCCUGGAGACAAGGGAGCCAAGGGAGAGCCUGGUGACAAGGGCUCGGCCGGGUUGCUCGGAGCACGGGGACUCACAGGACCGAAGGGCGAGCCUGGUGCUGUAGGGACCCCUGGGGACCCGGGACCCCCAGGAAAGGACGGAGCCCCUGGUGUUCGAGGAGACAAAGGGGAUGCCGGCUUCAUGGGCCCCCGGGGCCUCAAGGGCGAACGGGGGAUCAAGGGAGCCUGCGGCAUGGAUGGAGAGAAGGGAGAUAAGGGAGAAGCUGGUCUCCCCGGCCGCCCUGGGCUGGCAGGACGCAAAGGAGACGCAGGGGAGCCAGGAAUGCCGGGGCAGUUGGGAGCCCCUGGGAAGGAAGGCCUGAUCGGUCCCAAGGGGGAUCGAGGCUUCGAUGGCCAGCCUGGACCCAAGGGUGACCAGGGCGAGAAAGGGGAGCGGGGACCCCCAGGAAUCGGGGGCUUCCCAGGUCCCCGUGGCAAUGAUGGCUCUAGUGGCCCCCCUGGGCCACCAGGCACCGUGGGUCCCAAAGGCCCCGAAGGACUUCAGGGCCAGAAGGGAGAGCGGGGCCCUCCUGGAGAGACUGUGGUGGGGGCUCCUGGGGCUCCAGGGACCCCUGGAGAGAGAGGGGAACAGGGGCGACCAGGGCCCGCAGGCCCCCGGGGAGAGAAGGGAACCGCGGCACUGACGGAGGAUGAUAUCCGGGCCUUCGUGCGUCAGGAGAUGAGUCAGCACUGUGCCUGUCAGGGCCAGUUUAUUGCAUCUGGAUCACGACCCCUGCCCCCCUAUGCCGCGGACACGGCCGCUGGCUCCCACCUCCGAGCCGUGCCUGUGCUCCGGGUCUCACAUACCGAGGAGGAAGGACGGCUGCCCCCUGAGGAUGAUGAGGACGAGUACGCUGAGUAUUCUGAGUAUUCCGUGGAGGAAUACCAGGAGCCUGAGGCUGCGUGGGAUGGCAAGGACCCCUGCUCACUCCCGCUGGAUGAGGGUUCCUGUACUUCCUACACCCUGCGCUGGUACCAUCGAGCUGGGGACAGCGGAGCGGAGGCCUGUCGCCCUUUUGUCUACGGUGGCUGUGGGGGGAACGCCAACCGUUUUGGGACCCGUGAGGCCUGUGAGCGUCGCUGUCCUCCCAGUGUGGUCCAGAGCCAGGGACCAGGUGCUGCACGGAGCUGAGACUGGAUGAUGGGCCAGAAUUCGUGUCCCCGCGGAACUGUCUCAGUCGGACCCUGCUGUCCUCUCUUGGUGCUAGAGGCCUGUGUGCACACAAACACGCACGUGCCUAUCCGUCAUUUCAGUGACUUGGUCCCUGGGUCUCGCCUUCCCCCCGAGGACAAAUCCCCAUUGUGGCUGCUGCCCCUGGCAGAUGACUCAGUGCAGGGGUGGCCGUGGGCCCUGCGGGUGUGGCCGUGCCUCACCCUCCCUGGA